AUGCGGGACAGCAGGAGGUUCUGCUGGUGCUCGUGUGGACUCUCCUGCGCGCAUUUGACGCCCAGUGCGCAAGCAGCGACUGACACGUGCGGUGAAGCGCGGCAGAACCCAGGUCCGUUCCAAGCUGGGCCAGCUCCCAGCCGCUCAACUCCAGGGCACCGCCGACGAAUUGCUCUUCUCCCGGAACUACAGCGCUAUCUUCGACACAACGAUCUCCGAAACAUUGCCAAGGCACCGCCUACGAAUUCUCCCCCCGAAACCAUGGCCGCCCCUACCGAGGCGCAGAUUGCGCAUCUGGAGCUCAUCGAGAAGCUUGACAUCCACUCAAUCCACAAGACCUUCCGCAGCUCAACCUGGAAGCCGAACCAGCGCCGAAACAAGAACCUCAAGGCCAUUGUUGGUGACGCUUCCCGACGAGAGGCCUCUGCAAUGGGCACGCCCAUGGACGUCAGCGGAAACGUGACUCCGGGAGCCGACGAUGGAUUGUCGACGAGCGGCACCACGACGCCUGCGACAGAAAGCGGCAGCCAGGCCCCCAACCUUGCGCAGGCCUCGCGGAGUCUGUCAAAACUGGUCCUGGAGAAGACACUGAAGCCUACCGGAGGAAUUGUGUCGGCCCCGAAUGCGACGUACACCAACAUCGAGUCAGCGCCCUCGAUGGCACACUCCAAGCACUACUGCGACAUCACGGGACUGCCAGCGCCGUACGUCGACCCCAAGACCCGGCUGAGAUACCACAACAAGGAGGUGUUUGGCCUCAUCAGAACGCUUCCUCAGGGUGCAGCCGAGCAAUACCUCGAGGCUCGUGGCGCCCACACGGUCCUCAAGUGA
This is a messenger RNA of Ilyonectria robusta, 831 nucleotides long. Its product is annotated as YL1 nuclear protein C-terminal domain-containing protein. The record is from RefSeq and is a predicted model, not a curated record. NCBI's taxonomy places the organism in Eukaryota, Fungi, Ascomycota, Sordariomycetes, Hypocreales, Nectriaceae. The transcript has 2 exons. Gene Ontology annotation, biological process: chromatin remodeling. Gene Ontology annotation, cellular component: Ino80 complex. Bases 1 to 831 code for a protein of 276 amino acids.